Chanos chanos (milkfish) is the source of this 5310-nucleotide messenger RNA. It is a transcript of the gene mylka, whose product is annotated as myosin, light chain kinase a. The record is from RefSeq and is a predicted model, not a curated record. Lineage: Eukaryota; Metazoa; Chordata; Actinopteri; Gonorynchiformes; Chanidae. Bases 1 to 5310 code for a protein of 1769 amino acids. The transcript is spliced from 29 exons. Gene Ontology annotation, biological process: protein phosphorylation. Gene Ontology annotation, molecular function: protein binding; protein kinase activity; ATP binding.
AUGGGAGAUGUGCAGGUGGUUACCCCCACUCGCACUUCAAAGAGCAGCCAGGCUGCAGACAGGAAACCCCUGGGUACCGAACCUCCAGUUUUCACGCUUCCUCCCCACAAUGUCUAUGUCUCUCUGGGGGGCACUGCCCACCUUAGUGGAAAGGUAAGAGGGUAUCCUGAUCCACAGAUAUGCUGGUACAGGAAUGGUAAGGUUGUGGUGCUUGGAGGCCGUUUCACAGUAGAGCAGGGUUCAUGUGGGACCUUCAGUCUGACAGUGCAGGGAGUUCAGGGGGAAGAUGGAGGCUUCUACACCUGUGAGGCUAUUAACGACGCUGGGAGUCAACAGGUCACCAUGGAAAUCAUUGUAAAAGGGAAUACAACGAACAAACGUCAGCUGCCCUCCUCCAGUGGACUGUCAGGUGGCCAUGUUUGGCCCCCAGCAGUGGAGAACAGGACAAGCAUCUGGGGAGAAAGCCCCCCAAGGUUUGUGACCAAACCCUCACGACUCUUUGUCAGAAUGGGACAGAGUGGAAAAUUCUGUGUCAAGAUAACUGGACGUCCACAGCCUCAGGUCAAAUGGCUCAAGGGCGAUGUUGAAGUUCAGUCCUCAGAGCGCUUCAACGUUUUUGAGAGGUCAGGGAUACACUUCCUGGAGAUCCGUGAUGUUUGUGCAGCUGAUGCUGGAAUCUACACUUGUUCAGUCUCCAACAGUGCAGGCAAAGCUGUCGGAACAGCAGAGCUGAACGUGCAUAUCACACAAACCAGCAAUGGGAAUCUGAACAACAAAAGAGUGACCAAAUCACCAGCACAAGCUGAGACCAUUAUGUCUCCAAGAACAACCAAAGAAACCAAAGAUUCAACCAGGAUCAAAGCAGAGGGCUACCAAAGCUCAGCAAUGUCUGCCAAGGUGACUGGUGAGCCCAGGCAUGAGGAGUCCCAGAAAACAUCACCCCACACUCACCCAAAAGUCGAGGGGUUCCUCCAAACCAACCCAGUGACUCAACCCAAACCUGAGAAAUCCCAGCAAACCUCGCCCCUGUCUUAUUCCAGAGAGGACAUUUGGAGGAGUAAACCUGGGGAGGUGUGGAGGAGUAAACCUGGGGAGGUGCGGAGAGGAUUUUCACCAUCCAGGCACUCUCACAGGGGUCAGACCACCCUGCCCACAGAGACCAAGGCUCACAGUUUAAGUGAGGGUAAAAGAAUUCAGUUGGACACUGGAUGGAGCCCUGCGCACCCUGUGAACGAACCCAGCAGAGAAGCCUGCAGACUGGGUAGAGAAAGCAGGACAGAAGCCUUGGGAACUCCACCCACAUUUGACCUCUGGCCAGAGAAUCAGGAGGUUAUGGAGGGGUCAAAGAUCAUAUUUAAGUGUCAAGUGAUGGGUUCCCCGGGGCCCACCGUGACCUGGGUAAAAGAUGGCGCUGUGAUACAGGAGGGACUGGGUGUGUCCACACAGCGGGAGGGUGCUCUGUUCUCACUCUGUCUGGAGAAUGUCCAGAGGACGGAUGCCGGCCAAUACAGCUGCACUGCCACCAACAGCAAAGGAAAAAUCACCAAGACGUGGUCUCUCAGCACAAAGAGGUUCAGCUUAACAGAGCAAAUUUCCUAUCCAGCUUUCAAACCUCCCUCUGUGGAGAAUUCAGUCACCUCUAAGAAGAUGAGAAGUUCUCCUGUUGAUGACCCAAAGAGGCUGUCUGCACCAGCUUUCCUCAGAGGCCUGAGAGACCUCCGGGUGAUGGACGGAGGCCAAGUCAGCAUGACUGUCGAGGUGACAGGUCAUCCACGGCCAGGGGUGAUUUGGCUGCACAAUGGGCAGGAAAUCCAAGAGAUGGAGGAUUUCCACUUCGAGCAAAAGGAGAAUAAAUACAGUUUGCUGAUUCAGGAAGUGUUCCCUGAAGACACUGGGACAUACACAUGUGAAAUAUGGAAUGAGGUUGGAGUGGCCCGCUCUGAGGCCUUGCUCACUGUACAAGAACCUCAGGAUGGAGUCCAACCAUGGUUUAUCACUAAGCCCAAAUCCACCACAGCUAGACCAGGUCAACACAUCCUACUCUCCUGUGCCAUCGCUGGAGACCCAUUCCCGGAGUUCCUCUGGAUGAAAGAUGGUCAUUUGGUGUCUGGCCGGGAUUUUGAGAUCCUUCAGAGGGAGGACUUGGUGUCUCUGCUAAUCAGAAGUGUGAAGGUUCACCAUGCAGGACAUUACGAGAUCAGACUCAGGAAUAAAGUAGGAGAAUGCAGCUCCAUGGCCAACCUGCAUGUCAAUGAAGAAACAGCAGUCAAUGCUCAGGACUCUCGUAACAUAGAGGGUAGUCAGUGUGCAGAAGGGGUGGACCAGACUGCCCGGGGCAGGGAAGUGGAGAGAGAAGGACCAGGCAUAGGACACUGCAGCUGUACAGUGCAACAGGAGCGGGAGGAGGAGCAGGAGGAGGCCAGCACAACGAGAGGACUGCUGAAGAGACGUGUGGAAACUAAAGAGCACUGUGAGGACCAGAUUCGCCAGCAAGAACCCCAGCAGCUCGACUUCCGCUCUGUACUGGGCCGAAAGGUUACCACUAAGAGUGUCUCCGAGGAGGAUCUGAAGGAAGUCACAACUGAGCAGAUGGACUUCAGGGCCAACCUCCAAAGACAGAUCAAACCCAAAACCCAGUCUGAGGAUGAGAGGAAGAUCCAUUCACCACAGCAGGUGGACUUUAGGGCAGUUUUGGAGAAGAAAGGAGGUCCUGCUCCAAAGUUAAGGAUGGAUAAAACUGAGCCCCCACCUGAUUUCAGAUCUGUGCUGUCAAGCAGAAAGAAACAGUUAAAUCUAGAAAAGAAUGGGGAGAGUCCACAACCAAAACACUCUCAAGAGACGGAGAACAACCCCAACAACAUGGAUGAGGAAAUAAAAGAGAAGAAGUGUUCAAGUGGAGGGAAAGAGCCUGUGUUUACUCAGGCGCUCUCUGAUGUCACAGUAAGAGAGGGAGCCCAGCUACAUUUACAGUGCCAGCUUCUCUCUGACGCCCAUGCCAAUGUUACCUGGACCUUAAAUGGGAAGGUCAUCAAAUCCUCUAAGUUCAUUGUCAUUGCUAACAAGGGAGGUGUGUGUUCCCUGAGCAUUGACAAGGUCCUGCCAGAAGAUGAGGGCCAGUAUGUGUGCCGAGCAGAGAACAGCAGUGGCAGAACUGAGUGCUCCUGCAGUGUGCAGGUAAAAGAUUCUACUGACACAAACUCAUCGCCCCCCAACAGGAAGACCAAAAAGCCCUCCAUUCCAACCACAGAAAAUGAGGCCAGAAUAAAGAAGCCAACACCAAAAACACCUUUUAAACAGGGCACCCCUCCUCAGAUCCUCCAGUUUCCUGACGACAUGAAGAUCCUGGCCGGGAAAAGAGUGGAUCUGCUCUGCCAGUUUACAGGCUCACUACCCAUUUCCUGUACCUGGCUCAAGUUCCGCAAACCAAUUCAGGAAGGAAAGAGUGACAUAUCCAUCGAGACUACAGACACUAGCAGCAAACUUACAAUCGCAAACAGCCAACAGGAGCACUGUGGCUGCUACACUAUAGAAAUCAGAAACAGCUAUGGAGCGAGACAGGCUGCCCUUAACCUCACAAUCGUUGACAAACCAGACCCACCUGCCCGCGUUCCUGCAGCAUCAGACAUCCGCAAGUCUAGUCUCACACUCUCAUGGUAUGGUCCAACCUAUGAUGGGGGAAGCGCCGUGACGUCUUACAACCUGGAGAUCUGGAAUUCUGUCGAUAAAGUGUGGAAGGAGCUGGUUUCCUGCAAUAGCACCUCCUACAAUGUCCAGAACCUUCUCCAGGACCGGGAAUACAAGUUCCGUGUGCGAGCCGUGAACAUGUAUGGCAUUGGUGAGCCCAGUGUGGAGUCUGAGUCUGUCACUGUAGGAGUGGAAGAGGAAAAUGAGAAUGAAGAGGAUGAGGCAGAACCAUCCGAUGAUGAGUCAGAGAAAGAGCCAGAAUACCGACAAGUGGCCAUCAGAACAGAUGUGAAAGUGAAAGAUCUCUAUGAUGUAGAGGAACGACUGGGCUCGGGGAAAUUUGGGACGGUCUGUAAACUGGUAGAAAAAGCAACAAAAAAAGUUUGGGCUGGAAAGUUUAUCAAAGCUUAUUCUGACAAAGAGAAAGAAAAUGUACGACAAGAAAUUUCCAUCAUGAACUGUCUGCAUCACCCAAAGCUUGUCCAAUGUGUAGAUGCAUUCGAAGGCAAGUCAGACAUCGUCAUGGUUUUGGAAAUGAUUUCUGGAGGAGAGCUGUUUGAGCGGAUCAUCGAUGAGGAUUUUGAGCUGACUGAAAGAGAAGUUAUUAAAUACAUGCUGCAGAUCAUAGAUGGAGUGAGAUUCAUCCACCAGCAGGGUAUUGUCCACCUCGACCUGAAGCCAGAGAACAUCAUGUGUGUCAACAAGACAGGCAGCAGAAUCAAGCUCAUUGACUUCGGCCUUGCUCGCAGGCUGGAAAAUUCAGGAUCGCUGAAAGUUCUCUUUGGGACCCCUGAGUUUGUGGCCCCAGAGGUGAUCAAUUAUGAAGCCAUUGGUUACCCCACUGACAUGUGGAGUAUUGGGGUCAUCUGCUAUAUCCUGGUCAGUGGACUGUCUCCGUUUAUGGGCGAUAAUGAUAGUGAAACACUGUCCAACGUCACGUCUGCCACCUGGGACUUUGAGGACGAGGCAUUUGACGAGAUUUCAGAUGAAGCAAAAGAUUUCAUCAGCAGUCUUCUGAAGAAAGACAUGAAAGUUCGUCUGACAUGUGACCAGUGCCUGCAACAUCCUUGGCUCAAACAGGACACUAGAAACAUGGAGGCUAAGAAACUGUCCAAGGAGAGAAUGAAGAGAUAUAUCCUGAGGCGAAAAUGGCAGAAAACAGGACACGCGGUUCGAGCCAUAGGUCGACUGUCCUCAAUGGCAAUGUUAGCGGGUGUCCAUGCAAAGAAGGGCUCCCCAGCUCAAGGUACCAUAACAACUGAUAUCCAGUCUGUGACAGGGCUGAUCUGUGAGGAGAAGACCCCGGUUAAGCCCACAUUCAGUAAAAUCAUAAAGGAUGUGGAAGUGGUGGAAGGCAGUGCUGCUUGUUUUGACUGCAAAAUUGAGGGUUUCCCUGAUCCCGAAGUUGUUUGGUAUAAAGACGACCAGCCGAUCAAAGAGACCCGUCACUUCCAGAUUGACUACGAUGAAGAUGGGAACUGUAGUCUGGUGAUCUCUGAGGUGUGUGGAGAGGACGAUGCCAAAUACACCUGUAAGGCUGUCAAUAGCAUAGGGGAGGCCACGUGCUCCGCCGAGCUGAUUGUGGAGGUGAUGGGGGGAAAAGAGGAGCAUGAGGAGGAAGAGUAA